UCUUGUCCAGAAUAUGUUCUGUUGUUGGAUGGAUGGCCAGUAGAAUCUCAGUUUCAUGACUGGAAAUCCAUUAUAUGAAUCGUAUUACAAACAGGUAGAUCCAACAUACACAGGGAGAGUUGGGGCUAGUGAAGCUGCACUUUUUCUGAAAAAGUCAGGUCUUUCAGACAUUAUUCUUGGAAAGAUUUGGGAUUUGGCAGAUCCAGAGGGUAAGGGCUUCUUGGACAAACAGGGUUUCUAUGUUGCCCUGAGACUAGUAGCAUGUGCACAAAAUGGCCAUGAAGUUAACUUGAGCAGCCUAAACUUGAGUCUCCCACCUCCUAAAUUUCAUGACACUAGCAGUCCUCUGUUGGUCACACCUCCUUCAGCAGAGUCCCACUGGGCUGUUAGGGUGGAAGAGAAAGCAAAAUUUGAUGGAAUUUUUGAAAGCCUUUUACCUAUAAAUGGUUUACUUUCUGGAGACAAAGUAAAACCUGUACUGAUGAACUCCAAGCUACCUCUGGAUAUCCUGGGCAGGGUCUGGGAUCUCAGUGAUAUUGACAAAGAUGGACGUUUGGACAAAGAUGAAUUUGCUGUGGCGAUGCACCUAGUAUAUCGAGCUCUUGAGAAAGAACCAGUUCCGUCUGUACUUCCACCAUCACUUAUACCACCUUCCAAAAGAAAAAAACCUGUUUUUCCUGGUGCUGUACCUGUUCUUCCUGCAAGUCCUCCACCCAAAGAUAGCCUACGUUCAACUCCCUCCCAUGGCAGUGUGAACAGUCUUAAUAGCACAGGGAGCUUAUCUCCCAAACAUGGUGUAAAACAAGGGCAGCCAGCAGUGAAUUGGGUGGUACCAAUGUCUGAUAAAGUGAGAUUCGAUGAAAUUUUCUUGAAAACUGACUUGGACAUGGAUGGUUAUGUGAGUGGCCAGGAAGUGAAAGAAAUAUUUAUUCACUCAGGCCUUACUCAGAGUCUCUUAGCACACAUUUGGGCCCUGGCUGAUACAAGGCAGACGGGAAAACUAAGCAAGGAGCAAUUUGCAUUAGCCAUGUAUUUCAUUCAGCAAAAGGUCCAUAAAGGAAUUGAUCCUCCUCAAGCUUUGUCCCCUGACAUGAUCCCACCCUCAGAAAGAAACAUUCCUCUUCAGGAUAGUGCAAGUACUCUUGGAACAGGGGAAUUCACAGGAGUAAAAGAACUUGAUGAUAUCAGUCAGGAGAUUGCUCAGCUGCAAAGAGAGAAGUAUUCCUUGGAACAAGACAUUCGAGAAAAGGAAGACGCCAUUAGACAGAAAACUAGUGAAGUACAGGAAUUGCAGAAUGACUUAGACAGAGAAACAAGUAAUUUACAAGAAUUAGAAGCCCAGAAACAAGAUGCUCAAGAUCGCCUUGAUGAAAUGGAUCAGCAGAAAGCCAAACUUAAAGAUAUGCUAAAUGAUGUAAGGCAAAAAUGCCAGGAAGAAACACAGAUGAUUUCAUCAUUGAAAACUCAGAUUCAGUCUCAGGAAUCAGAUUUAAAGUCACAAGAAGAUGACUUGAAUAGGGCCAAAACUGAAUUGAACCGAUUGCAGCAAGAAGAAACCCAACUAGAACAGAGCAUCCAAGCAGGGAAGGUUCAACUUGAAACAAUAAUUAAAUCUUUGAAAUCAACACAAGAAGAAAUUAAUCAGGCAAGAAGUAAGCUUUCUCAACUGCAAGAAUGUCACCAGGAAGCCAGCACAAGUAUUGAACAGUAUAAUGAAGCACUAAAUGGGAUUCCUGGUGACAGCAUGACCAACUUAGCUGACCUUAAUGAAGGAGCCACACAGAAAGAAAAAGGCGGUUUUGGAGCUAUGGAUGAUCCAUUCAAGAAUAAAGCCUUAUUAUUUAGCAACAAUACACAGGAAUUGCAUACAGACCCUUUCCAAGCAGAGGAUCCUUUCAAAUCUGAUCCAUUUAAAGGAGCUGAUCCCUUCAAAGGUGACCCCUUCCAGAAUGACCCUUUCGCAGAACAACAAAUGACUUCAGCAGAUCCAUUUGGAGGGGAUCCUUUCAAAGAAAGUGAUCCAUUUCGUAGCUCCGAUGAUUUCUUCAAGAAACAAGUCAAGAGUGAUCCAUUUACCUCAGACCCAUUCACAAAAAACCCCUCCUCAUCUUCAAAACCUGACCCCUUUGAAGUCAGUGAUCCUUUUUCAUCCUCUAGUAUCUCUUCAAAAGGAACAGAUCCCUUUGGAACCUUAGACCCCUUUGGAAGUGGUGCCUUCAGUAGUAGUGAGGGCUUUGCAGACUUCAGCCAGAUGUCAAAGCCCACCUCUUCUGACCCUUUCAUCUCCUCUUUUGGAGGGGUGGGAUUCUCAGAGGACCCUUUUAAAAGUAAACAGGACACUCCAGCUCUGCCACCGAAGAAAAAUGUUCCUCCACGACCCAAGCCACCCAGUGGUAAAAGUACACCUGUAAGCCAGCUUGGGUCUGCAGAUUUUUCCAAACCCCCUGAUCCAUUCCAGCCAUUUGGGGCUGACAACAGUGACCCGUUUCAAAAUAAAAAGGGUUUUGGGGACCCAUUUAGUGGAAACGAUCCAUUUGCUCCCUCCUCUUCAACUCAAACUCCUAAAGACUCUUCCUUGGGUUUUGCAGACUUCAGCUCUUUUGGAAAUGAGGAGCAGCAGCUGGCGUGGGCCAAGCGCGAGAGUGAGAGAGCAGAGCAGGAGAGGCUAGCUCGGUUGCGGAGACAAGAGCAGGAAGACCUUGAGUUGGCGAUUGCACUCAGUUCCUUCCUGCGUGUAAGAAAUGUAACCCGCGACUGCAAGGUACCUCCCGAAAGCCACGCUGCUCUGCGAUGGGGACGUGUAACGUAUGCUGCUGCCGCUGCCGAGGCUGUGCUGUGAACAAUGCCAUCGUAGUCCAGGGGGUUCUGCAUAAACCUAAAAGGUUUCUAGAAGGAAGAGGUUAAUCCGAAAGGAAAUUGUUCUCUUUUCCUUCACGCCUCUGUAUUCAUAGGAUACAAUCAAAUAUAAAAUAUUCCAGAGCAAAACAUCAUUUUGAGAGCAGAGCCUUUCUCAGACAGGCAUACUACCCCUCUCCUCACCUAGCAUCAUUAAAUGGUUCCACUAAAAUACAAUAUUUAAACAAAACAUUAGAAUGGAUAAUUAAUCAGGAACAGUGUCAUGAGUGGGCAUUUAUCUGAAUGAUAUCAUAGCAGGGUUUCAUGACAUGAUGGUGGUGUUCGACUAUCAUCUGGCAAUGACAUUAUUGCAAAACAUUAUUGACUGAGAUAAUGUGAUGUGGGGUAUGCCUGUAUUCCUUUUAUAUCAGUGAGAUGUGACUUAUGAGAUAGAAAACUGAUUAUGUAUGCAUUAGUUGUAUAAAAAAUUAAGUUUGAAUGAUUAAUAUAAAAUAUUUUGAAUACAAAAA
This is a messenger RNA of Gracilinanus agilis (Agile Gracile Mouse Opossum), 3365 nucleotides long. RefSeq names its product epidermal growth factor receptor pathway substrate 15 like 1 (gene EPS15L1). Gene Ontology annotation, cellular component: cytoplasm; plasma membrane; clathrin coat of coated pit. Lineage: Eukaryota; Metazoa; Chordata; Mammalia; Didelphimorphia; Didelphidae. Gene Ontology annotation, molecular function: cadherin binding; calcium ion binding. Bases 56 to 2839 code for a protein of 927 amino acids. Gene Ontology annotation, biological process: endosomal transport; endocytosis. The record is from RefSeq and is a predicted model, not a curated record. The transcript has 25 exons.